ACUUUCUACCGCCGAGCGACUUCAAAGUUCUUCAAUUUGCACACGAACCCGACUUCACCAGCUUCCUCUCUCAGUGGCGUUCCAAGUGGUGCCUGAUAUCGAACCACCAAACAUGUCACGGCAAGGUCGGCAGCCGCGCCGGAUCGUAGGCCCACAAUCGGCUCUGACUGAUUUCCUGGCGUCGCACAACAUCUCUGCUUAUCAGAUUCACCUGAAUGCCGAUGCUCGACGGAGAGCGGCUCGGGAUGAACAGGACGAGCAGGCUGAUGAGAACAACCAAAGUAAUGACCAGGCUUCAGAGGCUUCAGAGGCUUCCCCGGCCACAACUCCAGCUGUCACUGCCAGCACCGGGCCGACCACGCGGAGAAGACGCGCGGCAGCGGCAGCGGCACCCGCGCAAGAAGAGGAGGCACGGAAAAAAGAGAAAAAGGCCAUUGAUAAGAUCAAGGCUAGCAAGAAGUUUCAGAAGCGCAAGCGUGGGCUCGAGUCGGAAGACGAGGAUGAUCUUGCGCGCGCCCUCCUGCAGAGCUCUGCGCCGCUCCCCGGGCAGCAGGAGAACUGCGAGAGCUGUGGCAAGCGGUUCACUGUUACUGCGUAUAGUCGAAACGGGCCUAACGGGGGGUUGCUCUGCAGCCCGUGUAGCAAGGAGCUCGACAAAGACAACGCAGCGCAGAAGAAGAAACCGAAACGAGCUACCGGCGGGGCGGUUGGCCGACGCCGGCAGCUGCAGAGCAAUAUUCUGGACGGAACAUACUCGCUCGGCGCCAAGAGCUUAAUGACACUCUGCAUCGAGACUCUAGCGAAGAACAUCGAUCUUGCCGAAGACCUAGGUGACCUACCCUCGUCAAUUAUCGACAAGAUCGCCCGGAAACUUUCUAAGCACCGGCUCCUCGACUCAAGGACCUUGAGUCUCUUCUUGCAACCCACGGCCGAGGAAGUACGCAUCUACGACGGCGCCAAACUCAGCUCCGACGAUUUCAUCCGCAUAUUCCAGACUGUCCCGGGCCUCAAGAAGCUCAAGGUCCGCAAUGGGAUUCACUUCAAGGACCAAGUCCUGGACUUUCUCAUGACGCGCAACAUCGAGCUCGAGGACCUCUACCUCCACGGCGCCAAUCUUCUCUCCAAGGGAAAGUGGAAGGAGUACCUCCAAAAGAAGGGCCACGCCCUCCGCUCUCUACGCGUCUACUUCACCGACCUACACUUCGGCGACGAGGUGCUCGCGCUGCUGCCCACCACCUGCCCCUCGCUCACCCGGCUCAAGGUCUCCCACAACCAGGAAGUGACGGGGGCGGGCGUCGCAGCCAUCGGACAGAUUAGCACUCUCCGUCACCUCAGCCUAGACCUGCGCAACGAGGUGCACUCGGACAUAUACGUCGACGUGCUCAGCAAGAUCGGCGCGGGACUGGAAACCCUCUCCCUGACGCGGGUGCGCGAGGCCGACAACACGGUCCUCGACGCGAUCCACACGCACUGCCGGGCGCUGGCCAAGCUGCGCAUCACCGAGAGCGAGGAGGUGACGGACGCCGGCUUCGCCCGCCUCUUCCGCGGCUGGGCCAACCCGGGCCUGGUCGUCGUCGACUUGCAGAAGUGCCGCCACCUCGACUCGGCCCGCCCCCGCGACAACCCGGACGCCGUCGGCCUGUGCUCGGACGGCUUCCGCGCCCUCAUGGCCCACUCGGGCAAGACGCUGCGCGACCUCAAUGUCCACGGCUGCAGGCACAUUGCCGUCGGCGCGUUUGAGGACGUGUUUAGUAACCAGGCGGACGGGAAGGUGUACGAGGCGAUGGCCAAGCUGGAGAUCAGCUUCUGCGAGGAGGUCACGGAUUUCGUGGUCGGCUCUGUCUUCCGGAGCUGCCCGAACCUGAGGGAGCUGAAUGUGUUUGGGUGCAUGAAGGUCAGGGAUGUGAAGGUGCCGAGGGGGAAGAUCUUGGUGGGCGUGCCGAAUGCGAAGGGGAUGGUCAUUGAGGGGAUGGAUGAUUCUGAUGACGAUGAGGAAGUGUAGGUUGGGGGAACGCGAUGGUCAGACUAGGCAUGGUCUUUUCGACAAUGGUCCUUGCGUUUGGGAGGCAUUUGGAGGAGGGGGUCGACAUAUCAUCGACACCGGUGAUGUGAAGACAUGAAGGGAUGGCAAGUCAAGCACCGCCAGGUUGAUCCCUGGUAGCAACAGUAUG
Messenger RNA from Chaetomium fimeti, 2171 nucleotides. RefSeq lists its product as uncharacterized. Bases 113 to 2002 code for a protein of 629 amino acids. Lineage: Eukaryota; Fungi; Ascomycota; Sordariomycetes; Sordariales; Chaetomiaceae. Gene Ontology annotation, cellular component: SCF ubiquitin ligase complex. The record is from RefSeq and is a predicted model, not a curated record. The transcript has 5 exons. Gene Ontology annotation, biological process: SCF-dependent proteasomal ubiquitin-dependent protein catabolic process.